Messenger RNA from Salvia splendens (bonfire salvia), 4271 nucleotides. RefSeq names its product probable disease resistance protein At1g58390. Bases 2708 to 3985 code for a protein of 425 amino acids. The transcript has 4 exons. Gene Ontology annotation, biological process: defense response to other organism. Lineage: Eukaryota; Viridiplantae; Streptophyta; Magnoliopsida; Lamiales; Lamiaceae. Gene Ontology annotation, molecular function: ADP binding. The record is from RefSeq and is a predicted model, not a curated record.
CUGAAUCAAUUACUAGUCCUGAGCCUGAUAGUUGUGGAUUGGCUGUUUACUUCCACUGCUUUUUGUUCUUUUUGUAUACUGUUUUAAGGCUUCAUUUCUACAUGCAGUUUGCAGGUAACACCAAAUAUGGCAAAGAUCCACGUCGCACGGGUGAUAGAAAGGCUUGAGAGAUCGCUAGUUGAGUUGCCAGAAUCCACCUGCAACGGGAAGACGGAAAAGGUAAUCAAUGAUAUGAGAAGUAUUCAGGAUUUUAUUGGAACACAGAAAUUGAGAGGGAGAAGCAGACUCGAUUAUUACAUAAGUGACAUCGUCAAUAUGGUUCAUGAAGCCUUGAAUGUCAAGGAUGACUUGACUGUCCCUGCUAAGCUCUCUCUCCUAGAAAGAUGGGUUCGUGAGAUCAAAAUGCGCUUGCUUAUAUUUGGAAUUCAUGGGGCCGAAAGUGUUGGAGUUGAAGUAGAUGACCACGAUCAUGUGGUGGGCAUCGAAACUUAUAUCAAAUUGCUGUUUUGCUCAGCCAUUUUCAGUGAGGAAAAGGGCCUUCAGAGUUUGAGUAUUAGUGGCAUCCCAGGUGUUGGAAAGACUACUCUUGCAAGGCAAAUAUACAACCAUGCAGACGAGAGAGAUCGAUUUGAGGUUCGGGUUUGGGUUUGUGUCUCAAGUGAGUUGAGUCAUAAGGAGGUACUAGUGAAACAGAUAAAACAAAACAGGUGGUACAUCCCGAGGAACUCGAAAGAGAUUCUUUGUUAUUAAGGAAAUUCGAAUAUGGGGAUAAUCGAAAUCUCAGACAGAUACUUCACCAACGUCUGGAUGGAGUGCCAUAUUUCAUAGUUCUCGACGACUGGCCAGAACAAAUGUGUUUGAGAUCUAUCCUCAAAGCUCUUCCACAUCAAGCAGACAAAGGAAGUAGAUUGCUGCUGACAAACCGAACUCCGCGUAUAGAAGAAAGCAUCUAAUUCUAUUGUGAGAUGAGUUGUUUGGAUUCUGCUAGGAGUUGGGAAUUGUUGUUGAAAACAAUAUUAAGUGGCAAUAAAGAGCAGAAAUUCCCAAAGCAGUUGGAGAAAAAGGGAAGAGAGAUGUUGAGAAAGUGCUGCGGUCUGCCAUCAACUAUAAAAGAUGAGAGUCUGGGAGUGAAUGGGAAGACAUUGUUGAAUUCUGGGAGUGCAUGUCCAACCAUGACAUGGUAGCAACAAACAUUUCGAAAGCCCUCAUCUUAUGGAUGAUACAGAAGCUGGAGAGAUCACCGGAUUCCGGUAGUGUGCAUUAUUCAGGAAGCCAUGGGAGAGAUUAAAUCUGGAUAUAGGAGCAGCCUGCACUAUUUCACAUGUGACAUUGUUGAUAUGGUACGCGAAGCCCUGUCCCUGUGCACCAAGGGUGAUAACGCCUCUUUCCUCACUAGAUCUAUCGUUGAGGUGAGACUGCGAAUGUUCAAAUUGGGAGAUGAUGAUGCGGAGGCGCAGAGAUCACAAGGCUGUGAUGAUGAUGCUGAUGAUGAACAUGUGGCGGGAUUAGAGAAAGACGUGGAAUUGUUGCUUCGUAGAGUGGUUUUUAAUGAGGAACAAGGCCUUCAGACUUCUAGCGUCACAGGCAUGGUUGGUAUUGGGAAGACGACUCUUGCUAGACAAGUGUACAACAAUCCUGACGUUGUUAGUAGAUUCGAGUGUUGUGCUUGGCUAUGUGUUUCUGCUGACUUAAGUUAUAAAGUAUGAGGAUAAUCAGAGUCUCAAACAGAUGCUUCACCAACACUUGCAUGGAAAACGAUAUUUCAUAGUUCUCGACAUCUUGCGCCAAGAAAUGUGCUUGCAAUAUUUAUUGGCAUGUCUCCCGGAUGAAGAUAAUGAGAGUAGAUUGCUACUCACGAGCCAAACUUGUUACGGAGAAGGCAUCAUUUAUUACAAUUAUGAGGUGAUUCCUUUGGAUGCUGUUAGUAGCUGGCAAUUGUUUCUGAAAACAAUAUCCAGUGGCAACGAGAACAAGUUCCCAAAGCAGUUGGAGGAAAAGGGAAGAGAGAUACUGAACACACAAUGUUGUGGUCUACCAUUAGCUAUAGAAGAUGUUGGUAGGCAGCUAAGCGUCGGGGAGUGAAUGGGAAGACCUUGUCGAGUUCUGGCAAAGCAUGUCCGUAGCAACAAACAUGGCAAAAGCCCUCAUCCUAUGGGUGAUUGGGAAGUUAGAGAGGACGUCGAUGGCGAAUGAAUGGGCUGAGUUUCUUGAAUCAUGGCAGAGUAUGUCCAACCUAGACAUUGUAACAACAAACAUGGCAAAUGCCCUCACAUCAUGGAGGUAAAAAUGCAAAUGUCUAAGUUGAGAUCAGAAAAUGUUGUGAUUGAACAAGAAGAUGAUGAUGAUGGAGAUGUGGUUGGCUUGGAAAGAGAUGUGGAAUUGCUGUUUGGAAGAGCGAUUUUGAAUAAGGAACAAUGCCUUCAGACUUCAACUAUUACAGGCAUGAUUGGUAUAGGCAAGACAACUCUUGCUAGGCACAUAUACAACCAUGGAGCCAUUGUUCGUCAAUUUGAGUGCCGUGCUUGGGUAUGUGUUCCUAGCUAGUAACUUCAGCUAUAAAGAGAUACUUAUCGAAAUAAUACAACAAGUGAUAGAUUGUGAGGGGAUAGUUGUUGAAGAAAAUAGAAUAUUCAGACAACUUAAGUCUCAAGCAAAUGCUUCGCCAACACCUACGAGGAAUGUGAUAUCUCAUAGUUUUCGAUAAGAAAUGUGCUUGAGAUCUAUCGUCAAUGGUCUUCCGGAUGAAGAGAAUGGGAGUAGAUUGUUGCUGGCACAAGCACUCGUCGAUUACGUUCAUAAGAUGAGAUUUUUGGAUGCUACAAAGAGCAGGCAAUUGUUUUCGAAAACAAUAUUCAGUGGAAACACAUUAAAAGGUGAGAACCAAUUCCCAACUGAAUUCAAGAGUAUGGCAAGGCAGUUGUUGGCAGAAUGUGGUGGUCUUCCAUUAGCUAUAAAAUAUGUGGGAAGGCAGUUAGCUGAAAAGAGACAAGCAGGGAGUGAAUGGGAACAUAUUCUUGAAUCCUUUGAUUUUGAUGCCAUAUUGGUGUCAUGUUUCUUGCGUCUCGCCUUCUUUAAGCAAAACACAACUGUGAGGACAGAAAAGUUAAUGAUACUGACAUGGGCUGCAGGAGGAAUCGCCUCAGAAGAAGAAAUUACACAGUCUUUACAUCAAAUGGUUAAAGAGUUGAUUGUUGAAGUGAAUGACUUUCCGAUAAAAAGAUUUUGUGUCAACCCUCUACUACACAAGCUAUCCACCAAAAAAGCAGUGGAGGAAUUAGGGUUUCAGAUUGCAAGGAACAAUGUAACCAGCCGAUCGUCUCAGACUCCGCUCCAUCGUGCUAUCUAUUGCAGCAGGGACAGGCUCGUUUACUCCGACAACCAUGAUAAACUUUUUGUUUCUCUCUUCUUCCGUGGAGAUGGUCACUUGGAUGCCAGUCCGUCUUAUUGGCAGAAUUUUCAGCUACUUAAGAUACUCGACUUGGAAGAUUUUGGGAUCAAGAUAUUACCAGAGAGUAUCGGCACUAAGAUACUUGGGAUUGAGAAACAAUUACAUACAAGAGCUGCCACGGUCGUUGGGGUGCUUGAGGAUCUUGAUAUAGCUCUAAACUGUAUGGUGGAGGUGCCGGAUAUUAUAUGGGAAAUGAGUAGCCUACGCCGCCUCUACAUGACUAAUAUCAUUUUCCGAGAGCCUUUGUUUUUAUUUGUUUUGGGUGUUGAGAGCUUAACCUACGUCUCAGCUGAGAAUUGGACAUGUGCUGAGUGGUGGCCGUUGACGACUAAACUCCGGAAACUAGGGAUUGAAAUUGAGGAGUCGUCAAAUAUAGGAGGUAUCUUGUUUGCCUUGUCUAAUAAGAUGAAGGAGCUUAACUAUCUAUCAUUAAGAGGGUCUCGUUUCAAGAGCAUGCCCACCGAUGGUAUUCCUUCUUGUCUCGUUACACUUAAAUUGGAUGGACGCCUCGCCGGUCUCAGUAAUAUGCCUCUGUAACAUUUCUUUCUUGAAGUUGGUUAAUAGUUGUCUUGUUGACGACCCCAUGCCACUACUAGGAAUGUUGCCUAAGCUAGAAAGAUUGCAGUGAAUAUCAUGGAAUCAGGCUUAAUCUCCAAAAUAAAAGUAGUGGAGAUGUUAGAGCUGCAUUUGGCGAGAGAAUUCACCUCUAUCUCUAUGAUUAUGAAUGCUUAGUUAGAGCCGUAGAGGUGUAUGGUUGUCUAACUGAUCAUUCCAAUUUUGUGAUUUGAUGACUUAUAGCGCAAUCAAACGUCCUCUUUUAUUU